Molecule: messenger RNA, 1854 nt
Organism: Glycine soja
Lineage: Eukaryota; Viridiplantae; Streptophyta; Magnoliopsida; Fabales; Fabaceae
Product: cationic amino acid transporter 1-like
Exons: 2
Coding region: 8-1810 (600 amino acids)
Biological process (GO): transmembrane transport; amino acid transport
Cellular component (GO): plasma membrane
Molecular function (GO): L-lysine transmembrane transporter activity; L-glutamate transmembrane transporter activity
Source: RefSeq, a predicted model, not a curated record
GAGCAGAAUGGAAAUGGAAGAAGGUGGGAGCAGGGGUGCAAAGAGAAGGGGAUGCACGUUUCAGAAAAACGAUUUCUUCCCGGAGGAAUCGUUUAAGAGUUGGGGUAACUACGGAAAAGCGCUGAGGGAGACACCGUGGAGGUUUAAGGAUCGGGUUAUGACCCGAUCCAAGGACGAGACGGAGGUGGUGGAGAUGAAGGGGAGGAGCGGCAACGAGAUGAAGAAGACGCUCAACUCGUGGGAUCUCAUAUGGUUCGGCAUCGGCGCCGUCAUCGGCUCCGGCAUAUUUGUUAUUACCGGCCUCGAGGCUCGUGAGGUUGCCGGUCCAGCUGUCGUCUUGUCCUACGUUGCUUCCGGCAUCUCCGCCUUGCUCUCCGUCUUCUGCUACACCGAAUUCGCCGUCGAAAUUCCCGUCGCAGGUGGGUCAUUUGCAUACUUAAGAGUGGAACUGGGAGACUUCGUGGCCUUCAUGGCCGCCGGAAACAUCCUCCUGGAGUACGUAAUAGGCGGCGCCACCAUAUCGCGGUCAUGGACCUCCUACUUCGCCACCCUAUGCAACCACCACCCAGACGAGUUCCGCAUAAUAGUCCCCAACAUGAACCCCGACUACGGCCACCUGGACCCCAUAGCCGUGGUGGCCCUCAUCGCCAUAGCCACCCUCGCAAUGUGCAGCACCAAAGCCUCCUCCCUCUUCAACAACAUCGCCACGAUACUCCACUGCCUCGUCAUCGUCUUCGUCAUCGUCGCCGGAUUAAUCAACGCCAACCCACAAAACCUGACUCCCUUCGCACCCUUCGGCGCCCGCGGCGUCUUCAAGGCCUCGGCGGUUCUCUUCUUCGCCUACCUCGGCUUCGACGCGGUGGCGACAAUGGCAGAGGAAACCAAGAACCCUGCUAGAGACAUUCCCAUUGGACUUGUCGGGUCCAUGACGAUAACAACGUUGGUGUAUUGCUUAUUGUCUUUAACACUAUGUCUUGUGCAGUCAUACAAGGAAAUUGACGUGGAUGCACCGUUUUCUGUUGCUUUUAACGCUGUUGGGUGGGAUUGGGCUAAGUACAUCGUUGCAUUGGGAGCGUUGAAGGGAAUGACCACUGUUUUGCUAGUGACUAUAGUUGGUGAGUCUCGUUACUUGACACACAUUUCACGUACUCACAUGAUGCCACCUUGGUUUGGCCACGUGGAUGACAAGACGGGGACGCCGGUGAAUGCUACAAUAGCAAUGCUCACAGCAACGUCAGUGGUUGCUUUCUUCACAAACUUUCGUGUUCUCUCUAACCUCUUGUCGAUUUCCACUCUCCUUAUUUUCAUGCUAGUGGCCGUGGCGCUUCUAGUUAGGCGAUAUUACUCGAGUGGGGUAACAACAAAGGAGAAUCAAGUGAAGUUUGUUGUGUGCCUUGUGCUAAUAUUUGGGGCUUCGUGUGGCGUUUCGGCUUAUUGGGCAAACAGUGAUGGGAUUAUUGGGUACGUGAUUUGUGUGCCUUUAUGGGUUUUAGGGACCGGAGGGCUUUGGCUUGGUGUUCCAAUGGCCAAGAAACCCAAAGUUUGGGGGGUGCCUUUGGUUCCGUGGCUACCUGCUUUGUCUAUUUUUAUCAACAUUUUCCUUCUUGGCUCUAUCGACCUCGACUCCUAUAUUAGGUUUGGGGUGUGGACGCUGUUGCUCUUGCUUUACUAUGCUCUUGUUGGCUUGCAUGCUUCUUAUGACACGGCAAAGGACUUUGAGAGUCUAAGUAAUAUUACUACUAAUCAGGUUCAUGACCAAGACUUAAACCAUGUGGAACAGGGACUGCAAACCCAAAAGGCUACUACAUAGGAUCAAAAAACUUGUUUCACUUGUCUGUGAAUAGAAAGCAACAU